UCACGUGCCCAAACCCUAAUUGCUCGAUCGCUCUAUCCUUUCCCCUUCCCUGAUUCCUCCGAUUUCGUCUCCCGUCGCGUCCUCCUGAGCUGAUCUCCGCCGCCUCUGCUCUCUCUUCUCCGAGGCAGGAAAGAAAGAUGGAGAAAGAGACGCCGAAGCUCUCCUUCUCCUUCUCGUCCACCGCCUCCAAGCCAUCCUCUCGCUCCACCGCUACCAAGGCCGCCCGAGCGCAGGCCGAUGACGGCGGCGUCAAGCCCCAAUUCGUCACCGUCUUCGACCCUUCUGCAGCUCCCGGCCCCGGCGACGUCAAGCCCGUCAUCCCUCCGAUCCCCAACGUCGACCUCAACCCCGCCUUGAAGCGGAUGAAGAAUCUCCUCCCCCUCCCCACCUCCGACGACGACCCCUCCGCAGCCGCCGCCAACACCGCUCACUUCGUCCUCGACACUUCCACCGGCGACGCCCCCGCCGGCCACAUCCCCUACGGCCUCACCCUCCGCUCCGCCGCCGCGGGCGACGCCGAUGGCGCCAGGUCCCAGCGGGAGGAGGACGGCCCUGGACGCCGCCGCGGCCGUGCUCAGGACGACGAUUUCAUGCACCGGAGAUACAGGGAGGACGUGAAGGAUCUGCCGGAAGAUCGAGGCAUGGAGGAGUUUAAAGACAUCAAUGUGGAGGAUUUUGGUGCUGCCGUUCUUGCGGGGUAUGGGUGGACGCAAGGCCAGGCGGUUGGGCGGAACAAGAAUCUGGUCGACACCAAGGUCUUCGAGUACAAGAGGAAGGGUGGCUCCGAAGGUAUUGGAUACAACCCAUCCUCGGGAGAUCCCAAGAAAAGAAGGGGAAUUUGGGUUUCGGAAGAAGAGAAAGAGAAGGCAAAAGAGAAAACAAAAGAGAAGGAGAAGAUCGUCAGGGUUAUAUCAGGUCGACAUAUGGGGUCGAAAGGCAAAGUCUUGAAAAGGUCGGGUAGCUCUGAGCUAUUUUUGAAGCUGCUUGAGACUGGAGAAGAGGUCAAACUAAGGGAUGAAAUGGUUGCUGAUUUGGGCUCAACAGAGGAAGAGAAGUUCUUGAGGAAAUUGAAGAGGUCAGAGAAUGAGGGCAGGGAUCAGAGGAGGGACGAGAAGAGGAACAGGCAUGAAAGGAGAGAGGAGAAGAGUGAGCCCGUGCAGGAAAGCUCCAGGAGCAAUUACCGGAGUGAGGAGAACAAAGUCCGAUGGCUUACAAGCCAUAUUAGGGUCAGAAUAGUCAGCAAGGAUUUCAUGGGUGGGAAGCUGUACCUGAAGAAGGGGGAGGUAAUUGAUGUGGUGGGCCCAACAACAUGCGACAUUUCGUUGGAUGGAAGCAAGGAGUUGGUACAAGGUGUGGAUCAGGAUAUCCUCGAGACAGCACUGCCUAAGAAGGGAGGAUCAGUGCUUGUGCUAUAUGGGAAGCACAAGGGUGUCUUUGGGAGCCUUGUCGAGAGGAACACUGACAAGGAUACUGGAAUGGUAAGAGAUGCAGAUAGUCAUGACUUGAUCAAGGUGAGGUUGGAUGCGAUUGCUGAGUAUCUUGGGGAUCCAAGUUACCUCGGCUAUUGAUUCUUGAUUUAUUCAUGUCACUAGCUGCUUAUUAGCAGCUCCCUCACUGAAGAAGGUCCACAACCAACUCAUCUUUUCUAAAUAUAUUCAAGACCUGAAUCGUUGUCUCAUCAGAUCAUGUUCUGAUGCAUUAUAGGAUGAAAGGUUCCUGCAAGUCAGGACACAGCUUGGAACGUGUUUCUGAAGGGGAGUAACCUUAGUAAUUAUGAUAUAAAUUGACCUUGAUCUCCCUAGAAAAUUGACCUAAGUUACAUUCAAUGUGCAACAUUCCAGGUGGGUUUGAGCAUGGCCAUGGGAUAUCCACUUGGUUCAUGGUAUGCUAGGAUGAUAAGAUAUGACUUUCCAUUCAUGAUAAAGAAAACAAAACAGGAUAUAUGGGAAGAAUUUGGAAAGCCGAGGUGACCCCUAGCUGUUUCCUCCUUUGGCGAUGGCACCACCUUCUCGUGUAUUAGUUUUUUUGGUUAAUUGUGUUAUGUAACUACAACCUUCAACUUUAGCCAUUUUUCUAGUCAUCAGGUUGCUUUUUUGUUGUUGCUGUUGUUAUUGUUUUUCCUUUUUUUGUGUUGGUAUGUUCCAUUAUGCUAGUUAAAUGAUGUGAAUUUCUCAAAUUUGCUUUUCCAGGUUAUCAUACACAUUUGUUGAAGUGUUGGGCAUCUAUCUUCAUUUACAAUAUGAACUCGAACCUAAAUCCUGAAAUUGAUGUCUAAUUAUACAAGUUCAAUAUAGUUUCUGGUGUACAUGACAAGCUGCUAACACAGUGAAAUUUGCGGUGCAACAUGGCCAUCAUGAUUAGUUGUUCUCACAGUUUUGCAGGAGGAUGCUGGAGAAGACUUUUUUGUGUGUGGAAACAUUACACGCAAAGAAGACCUGAUGCUACAAAUUGACCUAUUUGGUGUUGCCGGAUGAGCCUGCUGUGGCCAUCUAAUGAAUGAUCUGAUGAUUCAAGAUGAAAAAUACUGUUCAUCUGGAAGGGAUACAGUGAGGUUGGGAAGUCUUUUUGGAUAUGGAAUUUAACGAAACACCCAACUUUGCGGGGACCCUCAGAAUAAUGUAGCGAAUGACGAUUGCGGCGAGAAGAAGCCAACAAUAGUUGGUGCUCAGAGGAAGCCGCAGAGGACGGAGAAGCCGAGGACGAUGAGCCACACGAUGUGGAGGAGGAGGAAGGCCUGGCCGGAGACGAGGCCGGUACCAGCGCUGCCGACCUGGCAAGGGCCCCGCUUGGUGACGCGGACGCCGGCGCACGCCGCCUCCGGGCAGCCGCACCAGUACGUGACGCCGUUCGCACCGCACACGGGGUCCGGCCGGAAGCAGCUGACGCGGCAGGAGGGGGCCCCUCCGUCGGAUAUGGCGCCGCAGAGGUCGGCGACGGCGUCGAUGCCUUCGGAUCGGGCGGCGGGAAUGAGGAGGAGGAUGAGGAGGAGGAGGAGGGCAGACUCCACGGCGGAGAGCCGAGGAGAGAUCGCCAUUGCCCGCAGGAGAGAACGUACGACGGUGCCCGAACCCUAAUGAACAAAGAAAGGGAGGAAUUGGUGCUUCGACAUCCCCGAGGGGCCUUUGGAUGGAUGCUUUUCUUUCUCUCCUUUUUCUUUAAUUCCUUUUCGUUUUGCCUUUUUUCUA
Musa acuminata AAA Group (dessert banana) is the source of this 3185-nucleotide messenger RNA. RefSeq names its product protein MOS2-like. The transcript has 6 exons. Bases 138 to 1568 code for a protein of 476 amino acids. Gene Ontology annotation, molecular function: nucleic acid binding. The record is from RefSeq and is a predicted model, not a curated record. Gene Ontology annotation, cellular component: spliceosomal complex. Gene Ontology annotation, biological process: mRNA splicing, via spliceosome. NCBI's taxonomy places the organism in Eukaryota, Viridiplantae, Streptophyta, Magnoliopsida, Zingiberales, Musaceae.